This is a messenger RNA of Lathyrus sativus (Indian pea), 216 nucleotides long. The record is from the annotation of a GenBank genome assembly. Lineage: Eukaryota; Viridiplantae; Streptophyta; Magnoliopsida; Fabales; Fabaceae.
AUGAUUAUCCCCGUUCGCUGUUUCACUUGCGGAAAGGUCAUUGGAAACAAAUGGGAUUCAUAUCUCGACUUUCUCCAGGCUGAUUAUACAGAAGGAGAUGCACUGGAUGCUUUGGGGCUGGUUCGUUAUUGUUGUAGGCGCAUGCUUAUGACCCAUGUUGACCUUAUUGAGAAGCUACUUAAUUACAAUACUAUGGAAAAGCAUGAUGCAAAUUAA